This is a messenger RNA of Scomber scombrus (Atlantic mackerel), 8011 nucleotides long. RefSeq names its product DENN domain-containing protein 5B-like. The record is from RefSeq and is a predicted model, not a curated record. The transcript is spliced from 24 exons. Gene Ontology annotation, molecular function: guanyl-nucleotide exchange factor activity; small GTPase binding. Lineage: Eukaryota; Metazoa; Chordata; Actinopteri; Scombriformes; Scombridae. The coding region runs from base 245 to 4360 and encodes 1371 amino acids.
UGUGUCGGGAAGCUCCUCGCACACACAGUCCACGGAGAGCAAACUACGACAGACGCUUCUACUAAAAACAACUUCUGUAAAAUCACGACGCUUUUUACGUACAUUUAGAACCGACGCAGAGCAAGAAACGCAGUUUUCCCCACCGGAGUCGAGUAUUGUAUGCCGCGUUUUCCCCUUCUUUUCCCCCCUGGAUAUGUGUCGCUUGGAGAACUAGGAGCGGACAGCGUUGCACACCGACGCCGGGAUGAGUGGCAGCUCCUCGGUGUCCGGCGCGGCGCCGUGCCGCUUCGCUCACUACUUUGCUAUUUGUGGGAUAGACACAGAAACUGGACUGGAACCAGACGAGUUAGCAGCUUUGUACCAGUGGCUAGAAGCAGACCGCCAUGGCAGGGAUCCAGAUACUGCAGCCACAGGUGAAAACUUUGAGCAGAGCCCCCUGAAGAGGACGUUCAAGUCCAAAGUUCUCGCGCGAUACCCGGAGAACGUGGAGUGGAACCCCUUCGAUCAAGAUGCAGUCAAUAUGCUGUGCAUGCCUAAAGGCCUGUCGUUCAGGACGCAGGCGGACCAGCGGGAGCCACAGUUCCACUCCUUCAUCAUCACCAAGGAGGACGGCUCUCGAACCUACGGCUUCGUCCACACCUUCUACGAGGAGGUGACCAGCCCUCAGAUCUGCUCCGCCAUGCAGACCCUCUACCAGAUGCACAACGCCGAGCGCCCCUCCACCAACCCCCCUUCCUCCUCCUCUUCCUCCUCCUCCUCCAGCAUGGACUCUCUGGCCAGCAGUUUAGACGAGGCCGACCCCCCCGCCUCCUCGUCCUCUUCUUCUCGCGGGGCGGGCGGCUACGACUCGUCUCGGGACACCCUGUACGUCUCCAAGGCUCUGUGUCUCAUCACGCCCAUGCCCUUCAUGCACGCGUGCCGCCGCUUCCUGUCUCAGCUGCACCGGGCCGUCACAGCCGCCACCGCCCCCCCGCUGCCGCUGGAGAGCUACGUUCACAACAUCCUGUACGAGGUGCCGCUGCCCGCUCUGGGCCGCUCGCUCAAGUUCCACGGCGUGUACGAGCCGAUCGUGUGUCAGAGGCCGGGGCCUGGAGAGCUGCCAUUGGCUGACUUCCCCCUGGCAGAGGUCUUUAAUCUGCUGGGAGUUGAGAACCUGGUCCAGGUGUUCACAUGCACCAUGCUGGAGAUGCAGAUCCUCCUCUACUCACAGGACUACCAGCGGUUGAUGACGGUGGCUGAGGGCAUCACCACGCUGCUGUUUCCCUUCCAGUGGCAGCACGUCUAUGUUCCCAUCCUGCCAGCUUCCCUCCUGCACUUUCUGGAUGCUCCUGUUCCCUACCUAAUGGGCCUGCAGUCCAAGGAGGGCACCGACCGCUCCAAACUGGAGCUUCCUCAGGAGGCCAAUCUGUGUUUUGUGGACAUUGACAACCACUACAUCGAGCUUCCAGAGGACUUCCCCCAGUUUCCCAACAAGACCGAGUUCAUGCAGGAGCUGCACGAGGUGCUGCUUAGCUUUGGCAUUUCGGCCAACACAGGGGCUCCACCAGGGACCCGCACCAAUCCAGGCAGCACCCCUUCCACACCGGGCAGGGAGCGUAAAGUCGUUGCCCUCCGGCAGCUGGAGGAUGAUGGGCGUAACGGCAACUUGGCAGGGGAAGAUCUGGCUGUGCUGGAGCUGCUGCAGGGAAACGCUACCCUGGAGAGACUGCAGGCGCUGACCAGACGCACCGGAGUGACGGUGGCCCGUGUGGACGCCCUGAGGGCCGGAGUCAAAGGUCAGGUGACUGAGGGGCAAGGGGGACAGACAGCAGUCGAAGACGUGGAGCUAAGGAACGCCAAGCUGAACGUCAAGCUGAGGGAGGUGUUCGCCAGCCGCUUCACCACCAUGUUUGCCGACUAUGAAGCCUUUGUUAUCCAGAGUGCCCCAGAUCUGGAGUCAUGGCUCACCAACAGGGAGCAGAUGCACAACUUCGACAAGGCCUCCUUCCUGUCAGACCAGCCGGAGCCCUACCUGCCUUUCCUCUCCCACUUCAUCGAGACACAGAUGUUCGCCACGUUCAUCGACAACAAGAUCAUGUCCCAGUGGGAGGAUAAGGAGCCGCUGCUCCGCGUCUUUGACGCACGCAUUGACAAGGCCCGCCUCUAUAACGUCCGAGCUCCCAGCCUCCGAUCCUCCAGCUACCAGAGGUGCUCCAUCCUCAAGGAGUCUGCUCAGGCAAUCGAGCAGCGGCUGAUGAAGAUCGACCACACGGCCAUCCAUCCACACCUGCUGGACAUGAAGAUCGGUCAGGGCAAAUACGAGCAGGGAUUCUUCCCCAAACUACAGGCCGACGUGCUCAACACAGGACCAACGAAUAACAAGUGGUCUCACAGGACGGCAACAGCUCAGCGACGGAAAGAUCGCCACAGACAACAGACAGAGCACCUGACUCUAGACAACGACCUGAAAGAGUGUACCCCUCGUCCUCCUCCUCCUCCUCUUCAGCAGGUGGAGGGCUGUCUGAUCCUGCAGAACUCCAUGGCCUUUUGGGAGUGGGACAAUGCGUCCCCUCCGCCUAUCAAACCGCCUAAAAAAUCUGCCUCUGCAUCCUGUCUGAAGUACAUGCAGGAGGCCCGCAGCCUGGGGAAGAACCUCCGACAGCCCAAACUGUCCGAUCUGUCUCCCGCCGUCAUCGCCCAGACCAACUGGAAGUUUGUGGAGGGGCUGCUCAAGGAGUGUCGCAUGAAGACAAAGCGUAUGCUGGUGGAGAAGAUGGGCCGGGAGGCGGUGGAGCUCGGCCACGGCGAGGCCAACAUCACCGGACUGGAGGAGAACACUCUGAUCGCUAGUCUGUGUGACCUGCUGGAGAGAAUCUGGAGCCACGGGCUGCAGGUCAAACAGGGGAAGUCGGCCCUGUGGUCCCACCUGCUGCACUUCCAGGCUCGAGAGGAGAAGCUGGAGCAGCAGCACGCAGAGUCACCAGUGUCACAUGUUCCUGAGAGGAGGAAGUCUGAUACUUCCAUAUCAAUGCCGUGUCUGCGUGUGUCUCUCAUACAGGACAUGAGGCACAUCCAGAGCAUGUCAGAGAUUAAGACAGACGUGGGACGAGCCCGAGCCUGGAUCCGUCUGUCCCUGGAGAAGAAGGUGCUCUCUCAGCACCUCAAACAGCUGCUGUCCCGACAAGCCUUAACCAAGAAGCUGUACAAGCGUUACGCCUUCCUGCGCUGCGAGGAGGAGAAGGAGCAGUUCCUCUUCCACCUGCUCUCUCUCAACGCUGUCGACUACUUCUGCUUCACCAGCGUUUUCACCACCAUCAUGAUUCCAUACCGCGUCGUCAUCAUCCCCAUCAAGAAGCUGAGCAACGCCAUGACCACCUCCAACCCCUGGGUGUGUGUGUCGGGCGAGCUGGGAGAUUCGGGCAUCAUGCAGAUCCCAAAGAACGUCCUGGAGAUGACCUUCGACUCUGCUUUCAGGCCUCACACGCACAUCUCCGCCAUGUUCAAGUGUCAGAACCUGGGGAAGCUGACCACAGUGCAGCUGGGUCAUGACAACGCAGGGCUCCUGGCUAAAUGGCUGGUGGACUGUGUCAUGGUGCGCAAUGAGAUCACAGGACACACAUACAGGUUCCCAUGUGGUCGAUGGCUGGGUAAGGGUGUGGAUGACGGCAGCCUGGAGAGGAUUCUGAUAGGUGAGCUGGUGUUACCCAGCGGAGACGAGGAUUCCGGGAGGGGUUGCCGCACGCCCCCACCGCAGAACUCACCAUCACAGACCAGACGCAUCAGCAUCACAUCACUGUCUGGACGAGGAUACAAACCAACCUCGGCCCAAAUCCAAGAGGCCAUCGGUGAGGCGGUGAACAACAUCGUCAAACACUUCCACAAGCCAGAGAAAGAGAGAGGCAGCCUCACCGUCCUGCUGUGUGGAGAGAGCAGCUUGGUGUCUUCUCUGGAGCAGUUCUUCCAUCACGGCUUCAAGUCGGCCCGGCUCUUCCAGAAGACCGUGUUCGUGUGGGACUUUGUGGAGAAAGCCGUCGCCUACAUGGAGUCAGCUGACCAGAUGGGAGACCUGCAGGAGACAGCGGAGCCCCUGGGGAUGACCUGUCAAUCACUCUGCCACUACGUCAACGCAAUCAACUCCACCCCCAGGAACAUCGGCAAGGACGGGAAGUUCCAGCUGCUGGUCUGCCUCGGAGCCAGGGACCGCCUGCUGCCUCAGUGGCUCCCCCUGCUGGUGGAGUGCCCAGUGAUCCUGCGGAUGUACGAGGACACUGCGCUGCUCAGAGACAGAACCACUGUCAACGCCCUCAUCGGAGUCCUGGAGACGCUCCACGACUUCCCCAUCACACUGGAGGCCUCGCUGGUCAAAGGCAUCGACCUUUAACACCAGGGGGGGGGGACCAAUCAUCUCUUCAUUUUCCCCUCACUACCACCUUCACCUCGACUUUUGCCUGCUUAUAGCCCAUUGGCUCCAGGAUUAUCACACACGGAGGGAAUGAGGGACAAGAGACCAAAGCAGCAAGUUCAGCUGCUUCAUAUGAGAAGUCAGUCAGGGCUUUGGAUGCAGUAUUAUUACCACACCUCUGCUCUGAAAGACUCUUUUUAAUAAGGGACCAUACCAGUGAUUAUUCACAUUUACUUCAUUAACUACAAAUCCUACAAAUCUAAAUUUUGUGUACAAUUCACCAAAAUACUCCAUUUGUUUUUAGAUUGACUUUCUACCUUCCAGGCAGUUUCAGUUCAGUCAGUCCACUAUGAAAAUGACUUUCCUAAAUCUCGUUUCCGAGACAUAAAUCUUUUUAAAAAUACAGCUCCCUAAUAUGUAAUUUCAUUUUUUAAAAAGGUUCAUUAAUUUCCUGAAACAGCUGGUCACUGUAGUUUUUAAAAAAGGAAAUAGUGCAUUUGUUGGGAACUAUUUUAAGCGGUGGAUGAAUCCACGUUUGGAGCUCUAGUGAGUAUUUCUGGCAGCAGGACAGUGUUACAAGCCAGAUGCACUGAUUUAAAGAUGACUUUUAAACCACUGGUAUGGUCCUUUUAGAUUUUAGUCGAACAUUUAGUUUUUAAAGACCAGCAGCAGAUGUUUCUCUGUGUGUAGCUAGCCCUGCUUCUGUAGGUACACCUAGAUAACCCGUGUGCUAAAAACCCGUAGUCUCUCUCCUCGCUUGCGACUAGUGGUUUAUAGCGCCACCAUCCCCACUCCCUAGUUAGCAUUAGCAUUAGCGACGCAUGCCUAUGGGAUGUGGAGAGAAGAGACUGAGCGAUCACUGACACACUGGAACGAGGAAUAUAACACAACAGAUAGAGACGGAGGUCUGCACUGUAACCUACUGACUUUAACACAGUGCCGUGUUGUUCCAGUCACCAGCUCUCCAUGCUUCUCUUCCUUUCUUUUCAUUGGCUGGACUUGUUUUUUGGGCCAUUCUCUCUGCUUGCGGCCAGUGGAUGAACACAAAAACUGAUCUCAGCGAUGUGGCUCAGAGUCAGGAGCUUCCCUGUGGCUGCAUGGACAUUCCUACCCAAUGACGGGCCUCGAUAUGCCGUGUCCAUGUGUGUUAGUUUGUCAUAUUUGAAGGAUGUGUGUGUGUGCGUGUGUGUUUGUCCUCCAUUUAUUUUUAUAUCUUCCAUCUACUGUUUCCUGUAUUGUACCAUAGGAGAGAGUGUGUGUGUGUGUUUGUGUGUGUGUGUGUGUGUGUGUGUGUGUGUGUGUGUGUGUGUGUGUGUGUGUGUGUGUGUGUGUGUGUGUGUGUGUGUGUGUGUGUGUGAUUUGUGUGUGCCUCACACAGUCAUAACAGUUUGCCAAUAUCGUCACUUUUUUAAAAUCAUGUUAACUUGAGGUCCGCUUAUUAGCUUUUUAAAUGCUUUUAACUGCAUCUAAUGUUCUUUAUCAGCAGUUGGAGUUUGCUCAGCUUGAAUGGAGUUGACUCAGCUGCUUUCAGUAGGGAACUUUUUGGUUGAAAGCUCUCGCAAAAGCUAACAAGUGGACUUUGAGUUAAUAUUAUUUUGUCAAACUACUAUCCUGAAGGUCAACCGUGAACUUUUACACAAGCAAGAAAAAAAAAAGUUCCAUUCUUUAAAUCGAUGUAGUAAACACUGGAAUACAGACAUUAACAGAGUGAGUUUGGGGUGAAUCAGCCACCUUCAGUUCAAAUAUUAAGUGAAACCUAACAGAUUUAAUUUCAGCAUAAUAAUGCAACAUUCGUUUUUAUAUGGUACGAGCUCCCAACCUGAAAACGCAGAAACUAUCAGGUCAUUAAUACUUUGACUUUAAUUCUUCACGUCCUACCAGAUGAAUAACAAGGAAUGUCCCUUUAAAUUCAAGUUCCUACUUGGGAUGUUUUCCCAACUCCCACAACUGUGCAACUAUGUUAAACAUUAUGCUUGUACGCAGCACUGUAAUGCCAAUUUGAAGGCAUAGAUUUUUCUUCAUUUUGGGAAAUACACUUAUUUCGUGUGGUUAACCUAGAUUAGCAUAAAGACUGGAAUCAGGAGCAAAUAGCUAGUCCGGCUCUGUUUACAGUUCCUGGCUGUAGUCUCUUUACAAGCAUGAAGGUACCACACCUGGCAACCUCAUCACAAUUAAAUUCCAUCUCGUAACUUCCUCCAAAAACCACAAAUUAUCAUUUUCACAUUUCAUUUUUUUUUUUACCAUUGUAUUAAUUAGUGAGCUUUAGAGGUUGUUAUUAGUUGGGUUUUUGAACUUUAGACUGAGCAGGGCUAGUUGUUUCCCCCUGCUUCCAGUCUUUAUGCUAAGCUAGGCUAUCCACAUUGUGACUCCAGUUCUAGAGUCUCAUAUCUUUACACACAAGUCAUGAGACUGGUGUCAAAAAACUGUACACCAGUGGUCUCCAACCCUCCUUCUGGAGAGCUACUGUCCUGCAUGUUUUAAGUAUCUCUCUACUCUAACACACCUGACUUUAAUUAUUAACUUGUUAUCAAGCAGCUGAAGCUUGUCAAGGGCUUGAUAACAAGUUAAUAAUUAGAAUCAGGUGUGUUAGAGGGAGGAGAUACCUAAAACAUGCAGGACAGUAGCUCUCCAGAAGCAGGGUUGGAGAUCACUGGUGUACAAUGAAAGGAUUAAGGAGAGAAUAAACAACUCUUAAUUCAUUUUCCCAUUUUGAAGGUUCAAACUCACAGUAGUCAGUAACUGUGGGUUGAUGAAAAAAAUAAGCGUUUUAAUGCUUACUCUUAAAUCAUAAAACUGGUUGUUUUUUUCAUUGUCAACAAAUCCCAAACAUCGAGUGAGUCGGUCUCAGUACUUUUUCUGACUUCCCUUCCCAACAUAAAUCUUUAAAAAAUUGGUCACAGAUAUAUUGCUCCACUUUUUAAAAAGGCUCAGUUAUUUCCUUAAACAGCUGGCCACUGUAGUUCAUAGAAAACAUUACUUCAAACCGAAGGAAAUGGCGUAUUUGUUGGGGACUACUUUCAACUGCGGAGUAAUACACAUUUAGUGCUCUAAUGAGUAUUUUAUUGGGUUUAGAAGUGGGUAUGCAUGCACUGUACUUGUGGUUUUUAGAUACACAGAUGAUACUUGUUGGUAAGAGCCAUACAUUGUUGGUUUUGGUCUUUUCAAAGGGUUUGUUGACAAUAAACUAUAGAAUAUUAGCCAUAUCCUUUAAAGAAGUGGCCUGCAAACCUCAAUUCUAGUCUAUGGUCACAAGAGAGCUUCAAGCUAAAGUUUUGUCAGGCAUAAAAGGAAGGAACUGCUUUUUAUCCAUGAUAUUAAAGACAUGUAUUCAUCCCUCACUUUCUCCAAACACACACAAACUUCAUCUGUUUUUCUACUUUUAGCAACAGUCUACAAAAAUAACUGGAACUUUUUUUUUUUCUUUGUACAAAUGUUUCGCUCCCUCUUCAAGUUUUGCUGCAUGAGAGAUUUUUUGCCACUGUUGCCACUUAUACCGUCGUCGAAUCCUUUCUGAGAAAUGGUGUAAAUAUUCUCUUUAGUGCAUGUUGACUUUUAGACUGAGGUGUUUUUAUCGUGAUCCUCUCUGAUGGAUUCUAGAUGGAAGAUGAGAUUUUUUUUGGGAGGGUGGGG